Messenger RNA from Myripristis murdjan (pinecone soldierfish), 5467 nucleotides. It is a transcript of the gene hps3, whose product is annotated as HPS3 biogenesis of lysosomal organelles complex 2 subunit 1. Gene Ontology annotation, biological process: organelle organization. Gene Ontology annotation, cellular component: cytoplasm. Lineage: Eukaryota; Metazoa; Chordata; Actinopteri; Holocentriformes; Holocentridae. Bases 316 to 3432 code for a protein of 1038 amino acids. The record is from RefSeq and is a predicted model, not a curated record. The transcript has 24 exons.
CUUCUCUUCCUGCUUUGCGGCGUGAAUCAACAAACUGAGGAGAGCGACUCUCCCAACCCAGGAAAACAGAGGAAACUAGAGAGCCGGCAGCCGGUCAGCUUUUUUUUUUCUUGGAGGAAGCCUCUAAGGAGCACCUUGAGCAGAGAGGAGCAGUAACAUGGACUUGGGGCUGUGAACCUGAGCAGCAGCAGCAGCAGCAGCAGCAGCAGCAGCAGCAGAGAAGGAGGAAGAGAAGGAAGAGGAAGAGGAGAGGACACCGGCCACCGGCUGGUAAACAUUCCCAUCCUGGCCCGAAUCGGCUCUCCCAGACGAAACAUGGUGCAUGUGUACAACUGCCACCCAUUCGCCUCGCAGCAGAUAGUCCAGGUGGAGCAGGAGCCCGGCCUGUUCUGCUGUGGCGGUGGAGCUCUGUUCGUGGUAGCAGUUGGAGGAUGCAAGGUGGAGGCCUACGACGUGGAGCAGGAGGGCUGCCCGCUGCUCUGCCGCUUCGGCACCAUGGGCACCGUGAGGAGCAUCAAGUACAGCAACAUAGGUGACUACCUGGUGACCAUCGAGGAGAAGAACAGCGCCACCUACCUGAGAGCCUACACCAACUGGCGCUACCAGGCGGAGGAGAAGGCCCGUGUCGGGGUGCGCUUGUUGGGCCACCUGCUCCGUGGGGCGUCACUGCGGGGUGGAGCUCAGAUGGAGAUCAUUGAGAUCCCUCUGUCAGAGCGGCCUGUUGCCGUGGCGUGUUGCCCGGUAACGGGGGACCUUCUGGUCGGCUGCGACAAAACUUUGGUGCUGUUCAGCCUGAAGAGACAGAACCAGCAGAACCUGAGUCAGCAGAACCUGCAGAGCCCCUGGCAGAGCACUCAGCAGAGCUCCAGUCAGACUCAAGCUCAGAGUUCAAGUCCAAACCAGAACGUCUCUGUCUUGGAUUUUGAACGCUCGGUCAUCCUGCAUGUUCCAGGAAUUUCACCAAAGCAGGUGGCGCUGUGUGCGGGAUACGUGGCUGUGCAGGCAGAGCUGGAGGUGCUGGUGCUGAAACUGGAUGCAACAUCAGACCCUAAAGACCAGGAAGAAACUCCGGACACUCAUCAAACAGAUCCUGUUGAUGACCCAACUGAGUUUCUGCUGUUGCCGAGACAUCAGGAGUUGCUUGGCGACCGAGCCAGAGACUGUGGUCUCACCGUUACCAUGGAAAAGACCGGCCUGGAGGACAGGGGACAUUACAAAGUGUCCUAUGUGCUGUUCAGACGUUUUGCUCCAGAUUUCGCACAGGGCUGCAGCGUGGAGGAGACUCGACUCCACUCCCUACAGCUCCACCCACUGUUCACCAAUAACCAGUCGGUGUGUGUCGAUGAGCCGGCAUGUAUCUUCUGCUUCUUCUCGCUCCCCACCACUGGCUACCUCUACAGCCUGAGGGGCGGAGUCGAGCUGCUCUCGGCCUAUCAGUAUCCAGAGAAGGCCCUGGAGGCGGUGCUAACGGACCAUCUGCUGCACGUCAUCACCAAGAGUGCUCUGCAGUGCUUCUCGGUUCGCUGUGCAGCAGUAGCAGCCAGAGUUGAAGACCCCUACAUCGACACCACCAUGAGGGCGUGCCCUCCCUGCACCCUGGAGGUGUGCGCUCUCAGGAUGCAGCUGUUCAUCGGCCUGCGCUCGCUGUGUGUGUACGGCCGCCACGUGGUCCUGCUCUCCACCGCCGACACGGAGACGCCAGAGGAGGCCGAACGCACCGCACAGCGCAGGAGCAUCAACAGGAAGUGGACGGGGUCUCGGCCCAGAGAGUCCAGCGAGGUGGGACACGGGUGGAACCUCUAUGUGGUCGACACCGUCACGCCCCUCACACUCUACCAUGAGAUGAUUGAAUACAGCCGUCGCUAUGUGGAGAGCAGCCCGCAGACCCAGAGCUGUCGCCACCUCCUCUGUGAGGCUCACCUCCUCCUCCGCGCCUCCUUGCUCCAGCCGUCGUCACGGCAACGCAGCGGCGACGGAAACGCCGGAGUUUCACCGGAGACGAACACAGACGGAGAGACGGACGCCGACAGACAGGAGCUGGAGGAGGCCUUCAGGGCCAACUGUGCCCACCUGGGAGACUCUUUCAGCAGGGGAAACCAGAGGGACUGCCACCUGGCUCUCCCGUACUACAGGAUGUCUGGUCUGUCCGUCACCGACGUCAUCGCCAGGAACCGCCCCCUCCCCAACAGCCCGCACUCCUACGGCCCCGGCUUCCUGUUUUACCUGAAGCACUUCCUGUUAGAGGAAACGGACCAGAUCCUCACUCAGGAAGCAGCUGAUGAGGUAAUAGACAUUUUUAGCCAAUCAGAGCCCUCCGAGCUCGUCAGUGUGUGUGCGAGCCCCGGCAUGCUGCACGCCAGCCCCGCCCAGAUGAUGGUCCGGCUGCAGUACCUGGAGGACACCACGGGUGUGUCGGUUCCCCUGACGAUCACCAUGGCAACCAUGGCCCUGCGCUUGGACGACCUGCUGCAGUACACACAGCUGAUGGGCAGACACUCUGAGAUGCUGCUGGUGUACGGCUUCAUUGAGGAACCCAGGCUGUUGCUGCACGGUGGAAGUGGAGGCCAGGACACACACACACACCCCACGGCAUUUGCUCGCCACCUCACACACUCCCAGCCCGGCCUGCUGGUGGCAGCCAUGGUGGCUCUGCACGAGAACAACAGAGUCCAGCUGGAACAGGCUGAUCAAGUAUUCAAGGAGCUGGGUUGCGAGGACGGCUUGCUGGUAGAUUUCUGGGAGGCGGUGCUAAUGGCCUCAUCACAGGAGGUUGUCAUCCAGGAACUCCUGUUCCGAUUGGCUGCGGUCUACAUCGACCGGCUGACACACACGCACCCCGACACACACCCCGAACAUCCACACACGCCUCCUGCCAGCCGGUCACUGAAGAGCGCUGAUGACCUGAUCAACUCGUGUUCUCACUAUGGCGUGCUGUACCCGUGGCUCAGUAUUCUGACUCCAGCUACAAGUACCAAAUCCCAACAGCAGGAGGCGCUACACAAACUGCAGUCUCUCCUUUGUGGGCCGUCCCUCUCUGUGUGCUCUGUCGUGCCUCUGUUGGAGCGUCUGUCAGAGGAAACUCUGUGGGGCUUCAGCCUGCACCUGCUCUGUGCCACCAGAAGGGGGCAGUACGAGAGCAGCAUGGAGAAGCUGCUGGACCGGUGUCCCCAGGCCAUCAUACCCUACGCCAACCACCAGCUACAGGACACACACAUGCCGCUGUGGUGGCAGAAGCUGCUCCCGGAGCUCUGUAACAGGACAAGAGCCGCUGCAGACGACAGCAUCCUGUUGGCUGCCCUCAAAGAGACGCUGGUAGUGGUUGCCAUGGAGACGAGCCCUGCAGAGUUCCUGGAGUUGUUGCCUGAUGACGGCACGGCGUCGUACUUCCUGCCUCACCUGCUGACCUGCAGUCAAAGACACUUGCUGGCCUGACAAACACACAAACACACACACAAACACACAGAGUUGUGUUACUGUGCCUCUUACCCUUGUUAAUCCUGCAUUACAUUUUUAGAGAAAUCCUCCUAACAGUAGAUAUGUAAACGCAGGUGACUUAAAUGUGCACAAACACCCUGGAACAAACAAAGUAGAAUAUGUCAGUCGUUCUUCUAUGUUGCAAAUUGAGCUGGCACCUAGUACCAGCUGGUCUUGUCUGCAGCGCUGCGCCCUCAUUUAUCCAGUGAAAGCUGAUUGAGUGUGUUUGCUUUUCCCCAGCAACGCCCUGCCUCAGUUUCAUUCAGUACCUCACAUUCGCACAGCACCAGUCGUCUAAGCUGCAGACUGCAGGUUACGGGCCUGAGUGCAAGAAUUCCUUACUGAGGAAUCAAGGAAGCUACCGAACAUUUACAUCUGAUGACAACCGUGCAUGAGAAACUGAUGACAAAACCUUCAGCACCAAGGACAGCACCCAGGAUCUUUUUUUAUUUUAUUUUAUUUUGUUUCAUUUUGAGCGCUAUUUACUUUAUUAUUGAUGAAAAAAUGGACACAGCCACUUUAUGUUUUUUUGUGCCAGACUCCCGGUCAGGCAUUUCUGCUUAUUGGCUCAGUUUUCACAGCAGCAGCUCUCUCAACAACGGGUUGAUUUUUGGAAGUGCUCUCACAACAUCAUCAACAUCUAAGCUCAUCAAGCUAGUUAGCAGGGAAGCGAUCAAACUGCAGUGCAGCACAAAGGGCCUCGGCGCCACAGCACUGCCUGCAGCUCCAUUCUAGCAACCAGGUGUUUGUGCCUUGCUCGAGGACACCUGGACAGUAGAUGUUUCAUUUGUUCAUUUCAGGAUCUCCUUUAGCUGGAAACACAGUAGUCAGCUCAUCGUCCUGGUGUCCACAGAUAAGACAGUGACAACAAUAAAACAGUGAGAUGACAAUCACUUCAAUUACAUAUAAAAAUGUAUACAUCUCAGUGACAAUCUAUAGUAAUUAUAGAGAAUAAGCAGAAUAAAAUUAGAACAAUUACAGAUCAUUGAUGAGCACAUUACUAUAUAUACAUACUAUACACAUGGUGAAAGAAAAGGAAAAAAAAAAAUCAAAGCACACACCGUUGUAGUUAUGCCUUACUAAGUCUUAUUCAUUGAAGUGUAGUUUAGAUACCUCUUAAAUGAGACCUUGCAAUUAAAUUUCCAAAUGCCUGCAAGAAGUUUAUUCCAUGACUGUUUGUCACAUGAAUGAUCUUUUCAGUAGAUUUAUCUUUGGAUGGAGGAGCAGUAUCUGACCAUUAUGUCCAUUCCUUGUUUCAUAAAUUUGAAUAUAGAUGAUUUACUGUAUUUGACCGAAUAAAUGCAAUGCCUAGUGUGCGUGGAUAAUGUUCCACAAAAAAUGAUAAUGCUGAUCUGUAUAAGUUGUGCUCUGCUGUUAGUAAUGACAGAUCUGUUGAGGGAGGAGAAUGUGUUACUUAUCUAGACCAGGGUUUCAAACCAGCAACCUUCAGGUCACAAGUUGCAUCCCUGACCUCCAAGCUGUAGCAAUGCCUUUAAUUUUUUUUUUUUUUUGAUAUGUAUUGCUUGUAUAUGACUUGGUAAAUACUUAAUCAACACACUGAAGUGUCCCUCUGCUUACACUUGAUGUCACACACCUUGAUGUUGAUGCAGCAGCUGCUCUGUUUUACUUCAAGCAGGAGUUCUGUUUGAACCAUUUUGGGAGAUAAAGUAACGCAAAAGCAAGCCUUUCUUGUGAAAUCAUCAUGUACUGCAAAUGCUCUGCAAAAGCCAAAGAUGCAAGUCUGUGUUGUGACGAGCAGAACCACAGAAGACGUGGAUCAAGUUGUCCUGGAGACUUAACAACAGCAUCAGUGUCAUUUAUAUAAAACAGCAUUGUAAUAUUAGGCUGGUCUAACAGUUGCAGAGCAGGACUGUAGAAACUGUGAUGUUCAAAUGUUUUAAAUCAAUGGCUCUGAUGAUGUAUGUUUUUUGAUUUGUUUUUUUGUUUUUUUUUACUUCUGAAAUAAAACCAAAGAAUUGAAGAGUACAGCUGA